ACUUUGAAUGGAGCCACUUCUGGUCGUGGAGUCGUUUCGUGGACUACAUGCAGUGUGUGGUGGCGUUCACCCUGCUGGUGGCCUACAUCACCUAUCUGAUGCUGGACUCCUCUGUGUUCGUAGAGACCCUGGGCUUCCUAGCUGUCUUCACUGAGGCCAUGCUGGGGACGCCACAGCUCUAUUGCAACUACCAGAACAAGAGUACUGAGGGGAUGAGGUGAGGAAGUCACACACUACAGUCGCCAUUCAGUUGUCUUCCCUUUCUCUCACUUGAUAUUCACUGUCUUUCAUCCCAUCUCUUGCUUCCUUACUCCUCGUAUCCCAGCUGCUGAGCUUCAGUGGUUUAUUAUGAGAUGACUUCAAACUGGUCUUCUCAUUUUCAUACCUGUGUAUAAAUGCACUCUCAUUUAUAGAACACUUAAACACUUGGAUAUGUAAUUCACAGACCCGCCUGGUACUGACUUUAGUUCAUUCAGUGAAAGGAUUUUCACUAGAAGUGAAGAUGUUCUUUGGUUUAUAUGAUUUAAACUGAUGACCUUGUUUUGAACAGGAAGCCUCCUUAGAUUGUCUUUAAUUUAACAACUUAUUGGCUUUUUACUGCAUUAAUUCCCCCAGCGAUUAAAUCCUUAGGCAGGAUUCACACUGAGACAAUGAAAUACAUAUAAAACUUAAUCAUCAUCAUUUAGUUUUAAUUGAGGAUAUUUAGUAGUGUUCCCCGAGUUCAACACACAUAUGUACACAAUUUAUAUAGUCACUGAAUGAUCACGCAUCAGACUAAUAUGGGCUAAAUAAUACAUCACUAAAAAUAGAAAGAUUGAGUAGCAUAAUGAUUAUCAAGGACACAUAAUAAGAAAUAUCCCUUUAUAAAAUAAUGAAUGGGUUAAGCCUAACCAAAGAACAUGCCAUUGCCAUGCCAGUCAGGUCCAGAGAUGGUUAAUGACAACAGAUUUGCAUCCCAAAUUGUACCUUAUUCCCUAUAUAGUGCACUACAUUUGACCAGGGCCCAUUAGGGAAAAGGGUGCCAUUUGGGACAACUGAGGCUAAUGAUGCUAAAGGCAUGCUUCUGCUUUUCCAUCACUUCCUGUUGUAAUGACCUGUCAAAGCCAGGCGCAAGACCCCUCUAGCAGACAGUUACAAAACAGAUCAUUACUACAAGACAAAGAGGAGGGCGACUGGGGGCCAUGGGUGAAACAACAUGGCUGCUAUAAUGAUGGAUGUUGGGUGGGGGAAGAAAUGAUAGGGGAUUCUGCUCUACAGGAAGUGGAUGCUGAUCUGUCUUGUCAUGGUUUGAUGGGAAAUUAAGUUCAAAGUUGAUGUAAAUGUGGUCCUCCCUUUCUAUAGCUACAGUACAGCUCCAAAUCAUGUAUUUACUUCAAGGCUGUCAAGUCAACCCCAUUUCUGGAGUGUGCACACACCUGUGCCUGGCUCUGUGCCUGUGUGUCCUGUCCCCAGAAUAAACCGACUCCGUAAACAACAGAUCUCAGUGUGACGUUAUCUGCUCAGCAGUGGCUCUGCCUGUUGUGUCCUGCUCCCUUGCUCUCUGCCUGCUCUGCUCUGCUCUGCUCUGUUAGGUGUCUCUCCCACUGUUCUGUACCUGUUCCACCAGUUUAUGGACUGAGGUUUAUGGUAGGCUGUUGCUAGGUUACUUUACCUCUGCACUGGGUCCUGUAUUUGAGAGUUCUGAUUAGCUGAACGACCUUGAGGAGGAAAUGUUUGUUUGUUCUAAAGCUCCAUGGUCAAACUAAGCUCCAUGGUCAAACUAAGCUCCAUGGUCAAAGCAAGCUCCAUGGUCAAAGACAAUGAAUUAAUUUGAAUUUGAGGCUGAAUUAUAGGCCUGUGUGAAGAUGAAACUCUGUUCCACAGUAAUUUACGAAACAUUAUGACAACCCUGCUGCAUUUAUCCCCUGUGGUCACCUUAGAUGAGAGGUAUUAUAUUGUGAAUAUUUCCUGGUGUGGUGAUUUAGCGUGGGGUUGGUUUGACCAGUGGGUUUUGGAGACCGAUGUACUUAGUGUGUGUGUGGCUCAGCCUCUCUGUGUGUAGAAUUGAUGGCACUUUCAUCUAGGUGUGCUGGUAUAAUACCAGUCUCCAGCGGUGUGUGGGCGUCCAUGCGUCUGUGUGUGUAGCAGGGCAGCAAUGAACACAAACCGACGGGAGAAGUCGAACCAAUGACGUUAAUAUGUCUAUGAGUAGAACAGAGUGCAUUUAGGUAUUCUGUUGAAAUACAGGUCCAAUCACCACCCAGACCUCUCUUGUUAGUGUUGCUGCUGACAAAAGUUAGGCUUGAGCUCUACCAAUGAAGCCUUCCCCAACACCCUCCUGGUUUGACUUGAAUCUGUUUUCAGUGUCUUGCGUGGAGUGACUGGGGUGGGGGGAGCGAGGCGGGGGGAGACUGGGGUGGGAGGAGCGAGGCGGGGGGAGACUGGGGUGGGAGGAGCGAGGCGGGGGGAGACUGGGGUGGGAGGAGCGAGGCGGGGGGAGACUGGGGUGGGAGGAGCGAGGUGGGGGAGACUGGGGUGGGAGGAGCGAGGCGGGGGGAGACUGGGGUGGGAGGAGCGAGGCGGGGGGAGACUGGUGUGGGGGAGCGAGGCGGGGGGGUGGGGUGGGGGGAGCCAGGCGGGGGGAGACUGGGGGUGGGAGGAGCGAGGUGGGGGAGACUGGGGUGGGAGGAGCGAGGUGGGGGAGACUGGGGUGGGGGGUGCGAGGUGGGGGAGACUGAGGAGGGGGAGACUGGGGUGGGGGAGACUGGGGUGGGGUGAGCGAGGUGGGGGAGACUGGGGUGCUGGGCCCCUGGCCUGAGAUAAAGGUAAUGAAACAUGGAGGGACAGGUUCUGCAGACCGCCUACUGACUGACUGCCCUUAUAAGUCCUCACUGUAAGAGCUGUUUCACAAGGACAGAUAACACUGAGGGACUUCCUUAUUUAGCCUGCCGUCUGACUGUUGUUUGACCCAAUAAAUCAAUUCAGUAUACAAGUCUGUCUCUACAUUCAACAACACUACAUCACUACCUUGUCAGACUAGUCUAUGACAACUUGUCUAAGCAGAAACAGACCCCUCCCCUCCCCUCCCCUCCUUGGGCUUUGGAGCUGCUGAUUACCUGAUGAAAUGCAGAGCGUCUUCCAUCCUCCACCACAUUCGAUACAUACACGCUUUUUUACCUCCUGGUCAGUCUUCUGUAAGACUUUUUUACCUCCCAGGCAUAUUCUGACCCCCUCUAUGACCUCCCAGCAUUCUCUCUCAAGAGUGUUUUAUCAGUCCUCCUGCUGAAUGCCACCCUAUUCCCUAUAUAGAUGGGCCUUGGUCAAAAGUAGUGCACUGCAUAGGGUGCCCUUUGGGGUGCAGACAGUCAGCAGAAGGACUGAUAAAACCCUCAAUCCAGCUCUCACAUCAUUACACACUGGGCUGGCCCAAACUGUAUGUCAGCACUCAGAGAGAAAAUAAAGAAAUGUUGCUCCUCUUUCCAGGACUAACAAGCUUUGUACCCUGGAGGGGGAGGAUGGAGGGAGGGAGAGAGAGAGAGGGAGGGAGAAGUAGGGAGGAUGAGUAGAUGCAUGGUAAGGUUAUUAAAAAGUGUGUUACAAAUGAAAGGGCUAAAUGGGAGGUGAUGGUAGACACAUGAAUAAUGUAGAAGAUUUGACAGGUCUCACUCCUUCCUCUCCCCCUCCCCUCAUCCUGUGGGUGCUAGCUAGCAGACAGCCUGAGACGGGGGCUGUGUUUGGGGUGAGUGGUGGACCUGUACCCUGUAAAUCAGCCUGAAGACAAUUACCUCCAAUCCCUUCUGUAUAUCUGCUAAGUGGCUUCUGCUAGAGAAUAGUAUUUUUACUUUGAAGCCACCAUUGUAGCCUCAAUGCAUCAAAUAUGUGUCAAUUAAUUUCACUUUACAUUUUAGUCAUUUAGGAGACGCUCUUAUCCAGAGUGCAUACAUUAUUUUUUUAUUUUUCAUACCCCCCGUGGGAAAGGUGUUCGAUGGGGUUGCGGUCAGGGCUCUGUGCAGGCCAGUCAAGUUCUUCCACACCGAUCUCGACAAACCAUUUCUGUAUAGACUUCGCUUUGUGCACGGGGGCAUUGUCAUGCUGAAACAGGAAAAGGGCCUUCCCCAAACUGUUGCCACAAAGUUGGAAGCACAGAAUCGUCUAGAAUGUCAUUGUAUGCUGUAGUGGUAAGAUUUCCCUUCACUGGAACUAAGGGGCCUAGCCCAAACCAUGAAAAACUAUUAUUAUUAUUAUUAUUAUUAUUAUUAUAAAAACAGCCCCAGACCAUUAUUCCUCCUCCAUCAAACUUUACAGUUGGCAUUAUGCAUUGGGGUAGGUAGCGUUUUCCUGGCAUCCGCCAAACCCAGAUUUGUCCGUCGGACUGCCAGAUGGUGAAGCGUGAUUCAUCACUCCAGAGAACACAUUUCCACUGCUCCAGAGUCCAAUGGCGGCAAGUUUUACACCACUCCAGCUGACACUUGGUAUAGCGCAUUGUGAUCUUAGGCUUGUGUGCAGCUGCUCGGCCAUGGAAACCAAUUUCAUGAAGCUCCCGACGAACAGUUCUUGUGCUGACGUUGCUUCCAGAGGCAGUUUGGAACUCGGUAAUGAGUGUUAUGCACUUCAGCACUCGGCGGUCCCAUUCUGUGAGCUUGUCUGGCCUACCACUUCGUGGCUGAGCCGUUGUUGCUCCUAGACGUUUCCACUUCAUAAUAUUUAUUUAUUUUUAUUUCACCUUUAUUUAACCAGGUAAGCCAGUUGAGAACAAGUUCUCAUUUACAACUGCGACCUGGCCAAGAUAAAGCAAAGCAGUGCGAUAAAAACAACAACACAGAGUUACAUAUGGGGUAAACAAAACAUAAAGUCAAAAAUACAACAGAAAAUAUAUAUACAGUGUGUGCGAAUGUAGUAAGUUAUGGAGGUAAGGCAAUAAAUAAAAUAGGCCAUAGUGCAAAAAUAGUUACAAUUUCAUAAUUAACACUGGAAUGAUAGAUGUGCAAAAGAUGAUGUGCAAAUAGAGAUACUGGGGUGCAAAUUAGCAAACUAAAUAACAAUAUGGGGAUGAGGUAGUUGGGUGGGCUAAUUACAGAAUGGCUGUGUACAGGUGCAGUGAUCGGUAAGCUGCUCUGACAACUGACGCUUAAAGUUAGUGAGGGAGAUAAGAGUCUCCAGCUUCAGAGAUUUUUGCAGUUCGUUCCAGUCAUUGGCAGCAGAGAACUGGAAGGAAUGGCGGCCAAAGGAGGUGUUGGCUUUGGGGAUGACCAGUGAGAUAUACCUGCUGGAGCGCAGACUACGGGUGGGUGUUGCUAUGGUGACCAGUGAGCUAAGAUAAGACAGGGAUUUGCCUAGCAGUGAUUUAUAGAUGACCUGGAGCCAGUGGGUUUGGCGACGAAUAUGUAGUGAUUGCCAGCCAACAAGAGCGUACAGGUCACAAUGGUGGGUAGUAUAUGGGGCUUUGGUGACAAAAUGGAUGGCACUGUGAUAGACUACAUCCAAUUUGCUGAGUAGAGUGUUGGAGGCUAUUUUGUAAAUGACAUCGCCGAAGUCAAGGAUCGGUAGGAUAGUCAGUUUUACGAGGGCAUGUUUGGCAGCAUGAGUGAAGGAGGCUUUGUUUGUGAAAUAGGAAGCCGAUUCUAGAUCUAACUUUUGAUUGGAGAUGCUUAAUGUGAGUCUGGAAGGAGAGUUUACAGUCUAACCAGACACCUAGGUAUUUGUAGUUGUCCACAUACUCUAGGUCAGACCCGCUGAGAGUAGUGAUUCUAGUCGGGUGGGCGGGUGCAAGCAGCGUUCGGUUGAAGAGCAUGCUUUUAGUUUUACUAGUGUUUAAGAGCAGUUGGAGGCUACGGAAGGAGUAUUGUAUGGCGUUGAAGCUCGUUUGGAGGUUUGUUAACACAGUGUCCAAUGAAGGGCCAGGUGUAUACAAAAUGGGGUCGUCCGCAUAGAGGUGGAUCCGAGCGUCACCAGCAGCAAGAGCGACAUCAUUGAUAUACACAGAGAAUAGAGUCGGCCCGAGAAUUGAACCCUGUGGCACCUCCAUAGAGACAGCCAGAGGUCCAGACAACAGACCCUCUGAUUUGACACAUUGAACUCUAUCUGAGAAGUAGUUGGUGAACCAGGCGAGGCAGUCAUUAGAGAAACCAAGGCUAUUUAGUCUGCCAAUAAGAAUGCGGUGGUUGACAGAGUCGAAAGCCUUGGCCAGGUCGAUGAAGACGGCUGCGCAGUACUGUCUUUUAUCGAUCGCGGUUCUAAUAUUGUUUAGGACCUUGAGCGUGGCUGAGGUGCACCCAUGACCAGCUCGGAAACCGGAUUGCAUAGCGGAGAAGGUACGGUGGGAUUCGAAAUGGUCGGUGAUCUGUUUGUUAACUUGGCUUUCAAAUACUUUCGAAAGGCAGGGCAGGAUGGAUAUAGGUCUGUAACAGUUUGGAUCUAGAGUGUCACCCCCUUUGAAGAGGGGGAUGACCGCGGCAGCUUUCCAAUCUCUGGGGAUCUCAGACGUUACGAAAAAGAGGUUGAACAGGCUAGUAAUAGGGGUUGCGACAAUUUCGGCGGCUAAUUUUAGAAAUAAGGGUCCAGAUUGUCUAGCCCAGCUGAUUUGUAGGGGUCCAGAUUUUUCAGCUCUUUCAGAACAUCAGCUGUCUGAAUUUGGGUGAAGUAGAAGCGGGGGGGGGGGCAUGGGCAAGUUGCAGCGGAGGGUGCAGAGCUGGUGGCCGGGGUAGGGGUAGCCAGGUGGAAAGCAUGGCCUGCCGUAGCAAAAUGCUUGUUGAAAUUCUCGAUUAUUGUAGAUUUAUCGGUGGUGACAGUGUUUCCUAGCCUCAGUGCAGUGGGCAAUUGGGAGGAGGUGCUCUUAUUUUCCAUGGACUUUACAGUGUCCCAAAACUUUUUGGAGUUAGUGCUACAGGAUGCAAAUUUCUGUUUGAAAAAGCUAGCCUUUGCUUUCCUAACUGAUUGUGUAUAUUGGUUCCUGACUUCCCUGAAAAGUUGCAUAUCGCGGGGGCUGUUCGAUGCUAAUGCAGUACGCCACAGGAUGUUUUUGUGCACUUACAAUUGACCGGGGAAGCUCUAGCAGGGCAGACAUUUCACGAACUGACUUGUUGGAAAGGUGGCAUCCUAUGAUGGUGCCACGUUAAGUCACUGAGCUCUUCAGCAAGGCCAUUCUUCUGCCAAUGUUUGUCUAUGGAGAUUACAUGGCUGUGUGCUUGAUUUUAUACACCGGUCAGCAACGGGUGUGGCUGAAAUAGCCGAAUCCACUAAUUUGAAGGGAUAUCCACAUACUUUUGUAUAUAUAGUGUAUAUCACUUAUUGGCCUAACCCUUUGUUCUGACACAGAUCUACUAUUCACAUGUAUCCUCUCAGAAUCCCUCACCCUUGAUCCACCCUCCUCUACUUUUUCACUGAAGGCUCCGGUCUCUCGUCGUUGUGUGCUUGUAAACAAACACCACAUGACUGGGGACUACCGUAAGCUUCAUAAUGUGACCGAUUUUAAAUAAGGAACGCAAUGUUCUUUAACUCCUAACGUAUUCCACAAGUUGACUGCAGGUAUUUACUUAAAGUAGCUACACAUAUUCAAAUAUAUAAAAAAAACUUCAAAGAAAUGGUAUCGACAGUAUUGAAAAACCAUCCCGUGGAUUUUUCCAAGUACCCCGGUAUACACAGUAUACCGCCCAAGCCUAGUCAAUAUUAGACAUUAAUGUAUGGUUAUGGUUAUGACCCAAUCAUUGUAUUCUCACAGAUACUGUAUAGUAUUCAUAGGAUGUGUAUUGGAUGAAUUUAUUAGGCCUACUAAUGCAUACCAUGAUGUAACGCCUAGAAAUGUUUUGUCUGAAUAAUUAUUUUUAAUUUUAAACGUACACCACAACCAUACAAAACCCUACACAGGUCUUCCCUUUACACCAAUUAGAUUAGGCCUCACCCUUUAAAUUCAUGCGUUAAUAGUCAGAUUAGCGUUCUAGCCGUUGAUUAUGAAAACUCCUGUGGUCUACACAGUAAUGGAAAGUGCUGACAUGUCAGAUUUGGCUCUGGCACUCAGAGCAGAGGUCCCUACUCCAAAAUGUCACAACACGACAAAAGGCAGGUUGUAUUAAGACCAGCAGAUAGAGGCUGCCUCUGCUCUCAGAAGGGAGUGUUGUUGUGGUAGGCAGUUAUUGUAAACACUUCUGAAGGCUGAAUGCUGUUAGCUAACUGUGUUUGUGCCUCAGACCUUCCUUUGUCAGCGUUUACCUUCCGUCCUUGGCUUCAGUACAAAGCCUGGGGAGAAAAACAAAGAGGAGAGAGGGUGGAAGAGGAGUAGCUGGGGAGACGGUCAGUCUAUUGUGCUUUAUCCAUAAUCACCAACACUCACACAAAACUAACCCGGAGUGGAGCAGAGAUCCUGGGAACUCAGCUUGCCAUGAAACUUUACAUUUACCCAUUUAUAAUAAGCAACACUGUUUUCGUCAUCUAAAAAGAAGAGGGUUUUCAAAACUGUUUGUACAGUAGACAACAUGCCUAGAGGCCUCCUGCUGUACUGCCCUUCUGUCACUGUUAGUGUUUUACUUCCCUAUCCGCUCAGUGAUACCGAGAGGAGGGGCCACAUCUCACCCUAAAGUAGGGCUCUCCAACACUGUUCCUGGAGAGCUACCGUCCUGUAGGUUUUCGCUCCAACCCUAAUCUAGUGCACGUGAUUCUAAUAUUUAGCUGGUUGACAAACUGAAUCAGUUGGUUACAACUGGGGUUGGAGCGAAAACCUACAGGAGGAUAGCGCUCCAGGAACAGGGUUGGAGAGCCCUGCCCUAAAAGAACACUCCCAUCACAAACCAUAGAGUAGUUCUUCCUCAGUAGCUUUUAGAACAAUAGUUGUUUAUUUACUCUGACUUCCUGAGAAGUCAGUCUAAGCAGCUCCCUGAGAGGAGGGAGAAGAGCUGCAGCAGAUGGGUGGACUCACUGCACCAUGACUUUGAAUUGAAGAACCUCACUGAGAGAAGUUCUAAAGUCAGAAGAGUUGAGGUGGUAACUUCCUUUUAAAAGUUUGUUUUGGAAAUAGAGGGUCAGUAUCCCCACCUGAAACUGUAUGUGUUUGGUCUGUUAUUGCGUUAAUCUUUUCCCAUCAUUUCCUAAUGUCUCUUUCUGUCAGGAUUAAGGCUGUGUCCGAAUACCUGUACUUACGUUCUAAAUAGUACGCUUUUUGGGUAUGCGGAAAUAUAACGUUUUAUAGUGUGUGACAUUUUGAAAAUGUAGUAUGCUUUAAAUGCCAGGAUGUCAUACUCAUUUCGACUUUUCAUCUGGUAGAAAUCACUGCACACUUAAGGAAGAAAAAACAUGUUUUCAGACCCACGUGUGUUUGACAACAGCUGAUAAUCAGCUGAUAACUAGAUAAGAGGACAGGCUGUAGCAAAACGAACUAAUGGCGCAAUUGCGCAUUAGGUGACGCAUUCUCAGUAUGGGUGAGCCUAAUAUGUUAAUUUGUUGCUUACUGCAUGCAUUUAUACUAAACAGUACGUAAUGAAGUGUGUAGUAUGAUUAGUACACGGUAUGUCGUUUUUAGUAAGUUGUAAGCAAGACAUUUUGGACACAGCAACAAUUAUGUUUAUCUCCCCCUCUCUUCUUUCUCCUCCCUCGCUCCCUGCAGUAUAAAGAUGGUGAUGAUGUGGACGAGUGGGGACACCUUUAAGACGGGUUACUUCCUGCUGACCGAGGCUCCUGUCCAGUUCUGGACCUGUGGUCUGCUGCAGGUGGGAGUGGACAUUGCCAUCCUCUUCCAGGUGUACUACUACAGCCGCUACCCGCAGAAACCCGUCUCACACACCGUGUCCCACACAACCAGCACCAAGGCACUC
Messenger RNA from Coregonus sp. 'balchen', 9779 nucleotides. The record is from the annotation of a GenBank genome assembly. NCBI's taxonomy places the organism in Eukaryota, Metazoa, Chordata, Actinopteri, Salmoniformes, Salmonidae.